GUUGUCAUAGCAACCCAAGAAGAAGCGCUCGAGCCUGAAGGUUUGGUUAGCCGUUAUGCUAGUUAACGAGUAGUUUAAAAACACUUGAUAACGAUAAACACAGAUAAUAGGUACUUACUUUAGGUCGUUACUCGUAAUACAAUGGACUCAAUUUCACUCUCAUCUUCUAUCGAACUGGUUGCCGGUAGCGGAUUCGUUUUAAAUGUUGAACAGAGAGCCGCCCUGCAGACUUCUCUGGCAAUUCUGAAGAAAAACUACAAGUUCCAACGAAUUAUGUUUUGGGGAAAAAUACUAGGAAUAAAACAGGACUACUUUAUUGCUCAGGGGAGAGGAGAAGAUGAGGUGCAAGAUAAGAAGUAUCUGUACAGCUUCAACUGCAUGGACUGGUUCCUGCUCUCUUCUGUCACUGACUCUAUGAUCGACGAAGUGUCCAAAGCCGAACAAAGUCGCUUCAUAGGAGACCCCUCAUUUAUGUACAAACAUAAGAUGAGCAGUCAGAGAAAAAUGAGUGGGGCAGAAGAUGAAGCAGUGUCUAAAGUAAAUGAGGAAAUGAGGCUGGCCGUGACAAUCCACCACAUUGAAGAAGAUGUGUCUAUUGCACCUCGUGGCGCCUACAUCAAGAGUCCAUUUGGCCUUGUCCAGAUAAACCGUAGCUUUGGGGGUCUCAAUGACAUGGAAGCAAGGAAACUUGAAAAUUUCAUGCACUUCAGGAAACCCAAGAAUGUAAAGAAAUCCAUCCAGGAAAUGGGCCAAUGGAGCCCAGAUAUUGACUUCCUGGAUGUCCUGAGUGAUGACAUCCCUAAAGGCUCGUGGAGUCUUCAGUUUGAAUCUGCAGGCAAAGUGUGCGUGCUGCGCAGCCUCCUGUGGAUGGGACUGACUUUCUAUCAUGUGCCAAUGACUCAGCAACAUGGAUACGUCUACAUCGGUGAUGGGAUGAAGAAUUUAAACUUGGUUUUCAUGGUGUGAAAGAUAUUUACAUCCUUGAAGCUGCAUAUUCCUCAGGAUUCUAAUUUAUUCUUUUUAAUCUUGAUACUAAAAUAUUAUAGGAAAUAGUAUGUCUACAAGCCGUUUCUUCCUUUAAGUUCUUUCACAAAGGCUAUUCUUACACAGUAAACACAUGUUAGGAGGUAGAAUAAACAAACAUUUUAUUUGAACAUCUGCGUUGCCUUAAGUUUACACAGCCAACAUACCACCUACUUUGAAAACAUAACACUCACCCAGUUGUUGCUAACAUUAAGUUGUCAGUGUUUUCACUUUAAAGGCCUUUUUAAUAACCACAGUCAGAAUAGAUGGUCCUGGGUGUGGAUUCAUUAAAAGUCUGCUGCAGCUCAAUAAACAAAAGUUAGAAUAAAUACAGAUGGUUUAGGUCUCAAGUCCAAGUAAACUCCAGAUACAUGGAGCUUUCUACAGCAACCUUGAUGCCUGAUGGCCCACCUUCUUUGUUCAGCCAAUGUUGUGAUUUGUCAGGCUUCCUGUCGUUCAGUGUUUCAUGUUCAGGGGCUUCAUUGUAUAACGCACAUUGUUCUUAAGUGCUGGGUGGCCAACAUCCAUUUUCUUCUUACACCACUUCAGUCCUCUUUUAUAGAUGGGUUUCACAGAGUCAAUGGACCAGCGAGUCAGGUACCUGUACAAUAAGAUGUAAAAUAAUAAGCAACUUUUAAGUACACUGGACAUGGCUGAAGAUACUGGUAAGAAAUUGGGAAACAGCUGUAUGCAUCACCUGUUAAGUUUUGGCUUUGGUUUCUUUGGGACAUGACCUUCUGGGAGUUUGGGUUUGUGGUCAGGGAGCAGACCUUGAGCACAGAAGAUGUAAUCAACUUAAAAUGUCUAUAAUAAACAGUCAACAGU
Melanotaenia boesemani (Boeseman's rainbowfish) is the source of this 1848-nucleotide messenger RNA. RefSeq names its product radial spoke head component 9 (gene rsph9). The record is from RefSeq and is a predicted model, not a curated record. Gene Ontology annotation, biological process: cilium movement involved in cell motility; motile cilium assembly; axoneme assembly. Gene Ontology annotation, cellular component: radial spoke; axoneme. NCBI's taxonomy places the organism in Eukaryota, Metazoa, Chordata, Actinopteri, Atheriniformes, Melanotaeniidae. The transcript is spliced from 5 exons. Bases 142 to 966 code for a protein of 274 amino acids.